Messenger RNA from Toxoplasma gondii ME49, 3000 nucleotides. RefSeq lists its product as hypothetical. Lineage: Eukaryota; Apicomplexa; Conoidasida; Eucoccidiorida; Sarcocystidae. The transcript has a single exon. Bases 1 to 3000 code for a protein of 999 amino acids. The record is from RefSeq and is a predicted model, not a curated record.
AUGGCGUCAUUGAACUCAAUUGAGAAGCGAAUGUGCUCGGAGUCUCAGUUAAGCGCUGCAGAACGACGCAUCGACGACUUGAAGAACCAUGUCUUGUCACUCCCGACGCACUCGGACUUGCACUCGAUGGUGGAGCUUACGAAUCAACGCACACAGGAAGUACGGUCCAUGCUGCUUGAAACAUCUGGCAAGCUGCACGUCGCAGCUGAACAUCAAGCAAAUCUGGAACUGCGUCUAAAAAUCUGUGAGGAAAGUCUAGAGGAAAGAGAGCGGAGUUUGAGCCGCGCCAUUCAUGGUCAAAAGAGCCGUGUGGACGAUGCUCUACAGAAGCAGUGGCAGACUGUCAAGAACCUGGAAGAACCCGUUCGCAGCGUGCAAAGCGAAGUCGGGGUGCAGUCGUCUUCCGACGAAGGUAAAGAGAGAUUUUUGAUCCACUGCUCUCAUUUAUUACGUAGACCAGCGUUGACGGCAUCGACUCAGAAGCAAGAGGCCGAGGGUAAUCCGCACUCUGGAUCAAGUCCUCCUCCUGUAUACGGUCGUCGAGGCAGCAGCCGUACUCUACCCCUCCCUAUCUCUUCUCUGGUGUACCGCAGACCCGCGGUAGGUGAACUGACGUCAGCUAAGGCAGGUUUUGCCUCUCUGUUGCGUGAGCGAAGGUGUCGAUGUAUACCAUUUUCUGCAUCGUGCCCUAAUCUGCGCUACCCACACAGAAGGAGCAUCACCUGCCUGGCUUCCCGUUGUACCGUGCAACACGGGUCCGACUGCCUCGAUUCAUCGGGACUCAGUCUCUGCUCACGCCCUUGCUGUAGGAACGAUCUGAAUACAACUGCGAGAAGGCAUUUUGUCUGUGCGCGAGAAGCUCCGCUGCCCGUGGAGGAAAAUCACCCAAAUUCGGUAGGGACUCAGUGGUUACUUCAGAGAGAACAUGACGAACCCCUUCGGGGUCUGGGGCAGCGUAUGCUGCAGACUUUGCAACACGAGCGUAUUGCUAAGGCCGAUCCCGGUGUUGACAGAAAUGAAUUAGGACAGCGGAGUCAUGUGGAGUCGGUACCGAAUCUAAAGACAGUUUCCCUCACUCUUAACGCUGUUCCGAAGCAGGUGGCAGCGAAAGAGGAUGCCACAACAGUUCGACGACUGCCGGCAGCACUGACAGAUUCUCCGUGCAUAUCAGCGGCUGAUCGAGCAUCUGUUGGCUAUCUAAAGAAGCUGACAAAGCGCCUUGUGCCAUUGCACCAGUUUGAGAAACUAGAGGCGGAAUUCGACAGCUGCGCCGGAAAGCUCAAAGAGGCCGUGGCACGGAUCGAACGAAAAUACACAGUUCUCUCUCAAGCUCUUCAAUCGAAAGUUCGUGCUCGGGUCAACAGCCUUUCAGAAGCUCUGAAAAAAGAGUUUCUGCGAACACAUGACGUUUCCAUGAGGUCCUUGCAACAGCAGUUUCGCGCUCUAGCGAGCGAUGUGAAGGAAUUGAAGCUGAUAGUACUGCCGUUCCCAAAUCUGAAGCGCAGUUCCGUAGAUCAUAACUUCUUGAUCCGCAAACCCCCAUGUGACCCCGUGGAGGCUUUUCAACCUGAAACACCUGAAAUCACUUCUCGCUUUCGCGAGACUGGUGACUGUUUCUCCAACUGCCUGUUCGUUGUUGACUCUCCUGUGCCCUCGAACGAGAAGGACGAACAGCAUAGCGUUGGACAGGGCUCAGGAAGGGAACCCACACCCCGUACAUCAGUCAGACAACAGAACGCGCCAUCAAGUGUUCCCUGCGAUAGUCAAUACAAUGCUUUCCGCGGGAGAAGGCAGCUUUCAACAAGGAGCAACAAUGUUGCCCCACCUGCUGCAAAACACACUGUUACCUUUCCCUGCGUCGUGCAACAGCUUACAUGUAUGCGACAGCGUCUGGAAAAAACGGAAGAACACGUGCACGAGUUGCAGAGGGUCCAAGAAGCGUGUGUGGCUACUCUUGAAGCGGGCAGGUCCGACAUAGCGGAACUGCAACUCGCUAUGGAAGCAACGGAGAACAAAUUUGCUCAGCAAUUGAUAGCAUGCAAGAGGGACCUAGGGCAAGCUGCGGCUUCUGAGCAAGCCAGAGCUCUACGAGACGUCCAGAAGCAUUUAGCGGAAACAAUGGGGAAGUGCUUGGAAGCACACGGCCAGAUCGAGAACAAAAAACUGGUACAACUGCACCACUUUCGGCAAAGGGCCGACGAACAAGGCACACAUUAUGCGAAAGUAGUCAAACACUUGGAAGAAAAGCUCACACAGUUGGAAACACUCGGAGACAGAGUGGCAAAACAGUGCGAGGAAGCGACAGCUAAGACAGACAGACUGUGCCACGAAACCAUGAUGCAGCGGAAGGCCUGUCAAAUGAUGCAAGUCCAAAUGCACCGUAGCCAACAACAGCUUCAAAUCGGCCUUCUCAGGCUAGCAGAGGAAUGCAAGGGCGACAGCCAACACCUGAAAGCUGAGCAAAUUCACACUAGAACAGAGCUGCAAGCGGCCCUGGUCGACUUCCGUGUCCUGCGAGAACAACAGCAGGACAAUCAAGAUCAGCUCAAGCAGCUCCAAGACCGAUGCGCGGCAGGUGCUGUUUCUCCAGUUGAAGACACCGUCGCGAAGCUCUCUGUCAAGGUGGAGUGGUUGAAGGCGGAACUGCAGAAGCUACUCCUUUCGGACACACGCAGGCUGCACGAGCGGACAGAGUCUCUGGAGCCAAUAGAAGAACUACUGAACUCGUCGUUCCCAACGCAGAACCGACGCUCAGAGGUAGAGGUGUUCAGAGCACAGCCAGCCUUUACGCGUUCGGCAAACACGGGACCACUUCCCAAAGUGGCGAAAAGCGAUAAAGCCACCGAGCGAGAGGAUUGUAGAUUGCAGGAGCAGCGACACAAUGUGAGACGCCUGCGUACUGACGAAGCUUCUCGACAGGCUCUGACUUCUACAGUUGGAGAUCCCGCCAAUGUUUCUGAGACCAGUGAUGCAGAAAACUGCGUUGGGCGAUGGAUCUGA